GCAACUCGUAUGUAUGUGUACGUCCCACAGUUAGAAAGGGACCUUUUAAAAGUUUUUAAAAUCAUUCAAAACUUUGAUGCAUUUGUGCUUUAUGAAAGGCAAGACCAGGUUUUAACAUGAAUCAGUCAGGAAAGUAAACAUUAAACGAAUUCUGUAUGAUUUACAUAAAAAAAAAUUAACGUGUAGCAGUGCUGUUACAGAGCUAAUCUCACAUCCUGUUUGAUGACAUUAGCAACCUAUUCAAGUGCUUCUGUUUUUGCCAGUAAAAAACGACAUAUUUGAGUGUGAAUGAUGGUUCUCUGUGCACUGAGACGACAUCUCCUGAGGGGCAGUGGUAAUGGUGGAGCCUGGGCCAGGCUGCUGCAGAGACAGAGCAGUGGCUGUGUUUACUCCAGCAUCCAUGACUUCAACCCGGAGGAGAUUAGAGAGAAGCUGCAGGCCUUUGCUGGAGGCUCCAUCGAUCUGCUCAAACAGGAGUCUGGCAUCGCUGUACUGACCGUCAACAACCCCUCCCGCAUGAAUGCCUUCUCCGGCAGUAUGAUGGUAGAUCUGGAGGAGAAGGUGAGCCAACUGGAGAACUGGACAGAAGGCAAAGGCCUCAUUGUCCAGGGUGCUGCUGGAACUUUCUGCUCUGGGUCGGACCUCAACGCUGUCAGAGCAAUAUCUAACCCACAGGAUGGGAUGAAGAUGUGUAUGUUCAUGCAGAAUACUCUCACAAGACUACUAAGGCUGCCUUUGAUCUCUGUUGCUCUGGUGGAGGGGAGAGCGCUGGGAGGAGGCGCAGAACUUACCACUGCCUGCGAUUUCAGAUUAAUGGCCUCUGGCAGCGUGAUCCAGUUUGUCCACAAACACAUGGGUCUGGUUCCAGGCUGGGGCGGUGCCGCACGACUUGUCCGCAUUAUCGGAAGCCAGAAUUCACUCAAGUUGCUCGGCGGCGCUCUAAAAGUAGACCCUGAUUUUGGGCUACAGAUUGGACUGGCAGAUGGAGUCAUGGAGGUCCCUCAGGUAGAGGAAGACGCAGGGACUCUCCUACAGCAGGCUGAAAACUGGCUCAGUCACUAUACAAAAGGGCCUGCCCCAGUGAUCCAGGCUGUGAAGAAGGUAGUGUUGUCGGGGAGAGAGCUCCCUCUGUCAGAGGCUCUGAGGACUGAGAAGGAUGUAUUUGGCACAGUGUGGGGUGGUCCGGCUAACCUGCAGGCACUGGCCAGCAAAUCCAAACAUAAAUGAGCUGAUCAAAGUUUUCCCAAAGUGUCUGUCUUGUGUUUUUAGAUCUGAGAAUCUCAGAUCAGCAAAGAAUCAUUUUUAAAAACCCUGUACAGGUCAAAUUUGUGUAGAAGGUGUCGUUCGGAGAGGUGCUACACCACCUUUGACAUUACUGAACUGAUUGUGAUAAAUCCAGUGUUUUUUGCCUCCACUAAUGAGACAUUGCUCAUUAUCACAUACUUUAAUAGCUGUUUGGUGUCUCUCGAUGUGACAUUAUGCCUGCAGUAUAGGGACUUUAAACAGGAAAACAAAAUUAUAAUGGAUUUAUAAUAUAUAUGAAGAAUGUGAUCAAGAGGACGCUGAGGUGCCCCCAAGUGGAAUAGGUGGCACCUGGAAGCUGCCUAUUCCACCAUAAAUAUUAACCCCAUAAAUAAAAACUCCCCUGUAUCUUUGGGGAUCAUAUUUUAGAAA
This is a messenger RNA of Thunnus maccoyii (southern bluefin tuna), 1674 nucleotides long. It is a transcript of the gene echdc1, whose product is annotated as enoyl CoA hydratase domain containing 1. Gene Ontology annotation, biological process: fatty acid beta-oxidation. Bases 289 to 1227 code for a protein of 312 amino acids. Gene Ontology annotation, cellular component: cytosol. The record is from RefSeq and is a predicted model, not a curated record. Gene Ontology annotation, molecular function: enoyl-CoA hydratase activity. Lineage: Eukaryota; Metazoa; Chordata; Actinopteri; Scombriformes; Scombridae. The transcript has 7 exons.